AUGUAUAGAAAUGCAUUUACUCCAGAACAAGUGAAUUAUUUAGAGAGUUUAUUUAAAAAAAAUCCAUACAUUGAAUCUCCAAAACGGAAAGAAGUCGCAUAUGUUUUGAAUGUACCCGAUCAUGUCGUGAGAACUUGGUUUCAAAAUCGAAGAUCGAAAGAAAAGAAAAAAACAGACGAAGUAAAGUAUAAACCAGACAUGUUCCACCAAACUAAUCGAAAUAUUAUAGAAUUUAGUAACGAAACGUAUAAUGAUAUGCCAGAAAUACUAUCGGCUAACGAUUAUAAAUUUGGAUUAUUGGACCAUUGCAAGCCACAUACGUCAUCUGAAGAUUUCACAAACAAAACAGUAGAUCAUGAUCCAAAAGCAACGAAAGAAUUGAUUGAGCCAAAAUUAUCCCCAAAACAAAACCCAUUAUAUAUCGCUACGUCACCAGUUUUGAAUAAAAGCCCUAAUACUAUACAUAAGCCAGCAGCCGAGUUUUCCUUUGAUUUAUACAAAAAAUAUAUGAAUGACUUUAUUGUCAGUAGCCAACAGCCAAAAAAGUCAGACUCUGGAGAUACGACUUCUAAAUUGUCAAUUAAAGAAGAGAAGUGUGAGGAUUGUGAAUAUUCAUCUGAAAAUGUUCCUGAAGAGUUUUGUACUAAAAUCAAGUCAGAACCAGAAUGCGAUAAUAGACAAAGAAAUACUGUGCCUUCAAAUAGUGUUGAAUUACCACCAUUAUUUGUUGACCACAAUCCAAUGAUUUGGAAUCCAACAAAUGUAAUGCCAAUGACGCAGCCUGGUCCUUCUACAGCUUCGGCAACCAGCAAUCUUCCAUCAACUUCAUCUGCCCCUCAAGAAAAAUCAAUACCGAAGAGAACUUGUAACUGCUAUAGGCAUGUUGAAUAA
Molecule: messenger RNA, 891 nt
Organism: Amyelois transitella
Lineage: Eukaryota; Metazoa; Arthropoda; Insecta; Lepidoptera; Pyralidae
Product: homeobox protein otx5-A-like
Exons: 1
Coding region: 1-891 (296 amino acids)
Biological process (GO): regulation of DNA-templated transcription
Molecular function (GO): DNA-binding transcription factor activity, RNA polymerase II-specific; DNA binding
Source: RefSeq, a predicted model, not a curated record